Molecule: messenger RNA, 1368 nt
Organism: Cygnus atratus (black swan)
Lineage: Eukaryota; Metazoa; Chordata; Aves; Anseriformes; Anatidae
Gene: TMEM231
Product: transmembrane protein 231
Exons: 7
Coding region: 9-1115 (368 amino acids)
Biological process (GO): regulation of protein localization; cilium assembly
Cellular component (GO): ciliary transition zone; ciliary membrane
Source: RefSeq, a predicted model, not a curated record
GGCGCCCGAUGGCGGGCGUGGAGCUCUUCUCGCACCCCGCGCUCCACACUCGGUACCGGGCCGGGCUCUGCUCCGCCGCUGCGCUGGCGCUGCUGCUCAUCGCCGUGCUCACCUACGUGCCGCCGCUGCUGGUGGCCUACCGCAGCCACGGUUUCUGGCUGAAGCAGAGCGCGUACCGUGAGCAGCCCACCGUGCGGUUCCGGUACGAGGUGCUUUUCGUGGCAACUACCGGGCCCGGCCCGGGCAGUUUCUUGGCGUGGAGCACGUUCCCAGCGUUCAACCGGCUCCAGGAGGACAGACUGCGAGUCCCGCUUCUGUCGGUAGGCGUACCGGGCGGUGCUGGCGGGGACGCGGGUCGCGUUGGUGGUGCCCGUGAGCGAGCGGCCGGGUGCGCACCGCUGCCUUCGAGGAGCAGCAGCCUCGUGCCUAACUUCGCGCCUCAUGGCACGACUCUCUCGGGACAGACUAGGGAAGAAGACAAAAAUCAAGAUGGCAAAAUGGAUCAGUUGCAUUUUAAAUUGGAGCUUCCGCUACAACCUACCGAGCAUGUAGUUGGUGUUCAGCUGAUUCUAAUCUUUUCCUACCAGCUCUAUAGAAUGUCAACACUUGUGAUGCAGAGCAUGGCUUUUCUUCAGUUUUUUUCUCCUGUACCAGGGUCUCAGCUCUAUAUGAAUGGAGACCUGAAACUGAACCAGAGGCAAUUACUUAACCACUGUGGACUGGAUACCAGAUACAAUGUGUCUGUGGUCAAUGGCACAAGUCCUUUUGCAGCUGACUAUGAUCUAACAAACAUCAUUGCAGCAUAUCGAGAUAGAAAUGUGACAACAGUUUUUUCAGAUCCCAACCCUGUUUGGAUGACUGGAAGAGCAGCAGAUACACCAUUCAUCAUUAAUGCUACAAUUCGUUACCCAGAGGAAGUUAUCCUAUAUCAGCCAGGAUUUUGGGAAAUUAUUAAAUUUGCCUGGAUCCAGUAUGUCAGCAUUCUCCUUAUCUUUCUCUGGGUCUUUGGUUGGAUUAAAAUGUUUGUGUUCCAGAAUCAGGUGUUCACUACAACUCCAAUAUCACCAGUUCUGCCAUUGUCUCCAGUGUUGUCCUACAAGCAGCAUCAGUCCUGAGGAAAUGCCUGAGAAAACUUUAAAGAAACCCAGUUCAAAAAUAAGUACCUGCUUUUAUUGUCUGUACACACUUUUUACUUUGAAAGAUAGAACUUGGUAUGUAUGUUCUGAGUACGUUCCCUUUUUGCUAUAUGUUGCUAUGACAUUAUGUAAUUUUUCCGUUUUAAAAUGUUCAUUCAUGCAUUUCUGUGGGAACAUUGCUCUGGGACUGAAAUGUUUAAUUUUGGACAGUUAAACAAAACCCCAUAAAACA